Molecule: messenger RNA, 4615 nt
Organism: Pollicipes pollicipes
Lineage: Eukaryota; Metazoa; Arthropoda; Thecostraca; Pollicipedomorpha; Pollicipedidae
Product: protein masquerade
Exons: 13
Coding region: 122-3901 (1259 amino acids)
Biological process (GO): proteolysis
Molecular function (GO): serine-type endopeptidase activity
Source: RefSeq, a predicted model, not a curated record
CGGAGAAUCGGUCGCCGCUGCGCCGUUCUGAACACGGCUGCGCACUUCUGAGGCCGUGCGUUCUGACCGCGUCCGUCGGAGCAGCUCGUGCCGAGCCGGCACACCUCCCGCGCGGGCGGCAAUGUCGCCGCGAGCCGGCGCCCUGCUGGCCCUCCUCAGCGCGGGUCUGGCGCUGACCCUGGCGGCAGCAGGCGGCGCCACCGCGGCCGACCUGACCCCCGCGGGUCACCAGCCCCGCCCCUCGGUACACCCGUCAGCGCCAGGGACGCCAGCCGAGUAUGUCGAGGACGCCAUUGCGGCGCUGGGACGCGCGCGGACGGAUCGGACGCGGGCCUCGGGCCCACCCACCCGACCCCGCCCGUCGAGCGGGGCAGGACUGUUUGCAAAUCUGUUCACGUCGCUGACGCGGCCUACGGAGAGCACCAACUGCCCGGGCCAGUGUUUUCACGCGCUGGCGGCACUCAUGUGCGAGAAGAUCCUGGAGAACCGCUCCUGCGGCCGGCCCUCCAUGCGCUGCUGCGUCGGCCAGGGUCCAGUGCGCCGUAAAGCGACGGUGGCGCCGCCCUCGGCGCUCCCCGAAACACGCAGCACGACCCAAGUUGUAACCACAACCCCAACACAGGCGCCGUCAUCAACCACGAUUACCACGCCAUCAACUACAACUACUCCCACAACCACAACAAGAAGACCCACUACGACGACGAGGCCGACGACGAGGCCGACGACGAGACCGACGCCGCUUCCGACGACUACCACUGUGGCCACAACACAACCUACUACUACGGAACGUAUGACAGUGCCGUGCCCGGGGGUGUGCGUGGCCCUGCGGAUAGCCAACUACUGCGAGGCGGCGCUGGAUGUGCCACGAGCCUGCGCCGACGACCAGCGCUGCUGCGUACCCGGCUCUCUGUUCGACAACCUGCCGUCUCCGCCACCGGAGUUUGUUCGGCUCAAGAAGGCGUCGGUAGCCGGUCAACAGCCACCACAGCAGCAGCAGCGACCAAAGCCACAGGCGCGGCCGCCUCCGCAGACGGGGGUGCCAGCGACGAGACCGACAAUGCAGCAGCAGAAACGGCCGGACCAACCGCCAGCCAGGCGGCCGGAGCCACAGCAGCGGCCGCAGGAGACGCGGCCAAAGGCAGAGUCGCCGCCGGCCUCGAGGCCACAGCAGCUGCAGCCCGCCUCGACUCCGACAGCUCAGCAGCAACCAAAGCCGCAGUCGCAACCGGUUCCGAUGCAGUCCAAUUCAGCGGCACAGAAGCCACAGAAAGGAUUGGACGAAGAGAAUAAAUCGAACAUGAUGACGGCAGGUCCGUUGUCAGCAGUCCAAGAGGAACAGGGCAUCCCUGGCCGACUGUCAUCUCGGCCAGACAUCACGAUCCCUGUUCGGUCCCAGUGCCGGGGCCAGUGCGUCAACGGGCUCUUCUCCUACCUCUGCGACCGGGUGGACCGGAGCGUGCGCUGCAACAACGGUGGCCGCUGCUGCCUGACGAGCCGGCGGCCGCCGCCCGCCCCUGAGCCGGCCCCCGAGCUCGACCGCAAGCCCGUCUCCCAGACCGGGUUGGAGUCCGGGCCCGAGCACGAGACGGUUGCGGGGGUGGUCCCCGAGACGGUCUCCGAGACUGACGACCUGCCCAUCCCCGAGCCCGACCCGGGCCUCCCUCAGGCCGGAGGUGUUACGGCGUCAUCGCCUCCCCAGCGGACGCCUGGCGAGCACGCCGGCCUCUAUAGCGGAGCGCAUGGCCAGCAUGGGCAGCCACAAGCCUCGAACGGGCCUCCCAGGCUCGCCAAUGAGCCGGACAGGGUCGGAGCCGAGGCGGGCAUAGAGGCCGCAGACCCGCAGCAGGAGCCACAACAGCAAGAGACGGCUGUAGACUUUAGCCAGACACCUGGACAGCCGUAUGUGCCUGCACCGGCGCCUGCACCUGCCCCCGGUCAGCCUGCUGAGUCCGAACAGACAUCCGCACCGAGUCCGGUCCAGCAGGCAGCCGGGGCGGAGCCAGCGCAAGCCUCCGAGCCGUCUGCACAGCCGAGCGGCUGCCCCGGCACCUGCCUGCCCCUGCAGAUGGUGGCGCUCUGCAGGUCGCCCGCCCGCCCGCUGCCCGAGGUGCCCGGCUGCCCGAGCGGGCAGCUGUGCUGCGGCGGGCCGUCCGCCAGUCAGCUAGCCAAGGAACCGGCGGUGCACACGGGCGGCACGCCCUCUGGUGGCGCUCUCAGCGCCCUCAUCGGCCAGGCGCUGUCCGGUGGCGGCGGCGGCGGCCAGGGCGGCGCCCCGGCCCGCCCGAGCCGUCCGCCACCCGACCGUGUGGACGUGGAGAGGCGCCCCCCUCCGCCGCCGCAGACAACGGCGGCGCUGGCUCCACCGGCCGACACCAGGCCUCUCUGCCCCGACACCUGCAUUGCGAAGCUCCUCUCAUUCACCUGCUUUGGUGGAGCCGAGCUGACCAACACUUUCCGUUGCGGCGCCAAGUCGGAGCGGUGCUGCGCCAAGAAAUCCUCGAUCCGCCGACACUGGGAGCGGCGGCAGCCUCCCGCCGGGUACCAGCAGUACCCGGACUAUCCGGGCUACCCGGCGCCAGCUGGCACUGAUCGGUUCCGGCCGGCGUACCCGCAGUACCCGCAGGCGCAGACCGAGUACCAGCGGUAUCCGGCACAGAGUGGCCAGGCGGGUCCCGGCGACGCGCAGUUCGCCGAAGCCAGACCGGAUGCCGAGCAGUACCGGCCGCCAGGCCAGCCAUCUGGUGGUGAUCCGUACAGGCAGCCUGUCCAGCCAUCUGGCGGUAACCCGUACAAGCAGCCAGGCCCGCCAUCUGGUGGUGAUCCGUACAGGCAGCCCGGCCCACCAUCGGAUGGUGACCCGUACAGGCAGCCCGGCCCGUCAUCUGGCGAUGACCCGUACAGACAGCCUGUUCAGCCAUCUGGCGGCGACCCGUACAGGCAGCCCGGCCCGCCAUCUGGCGGUGACCCGUACAGGCAGCCCAUCCCGCCAUCUAGUGAUGGACCGUACCAGCCUUCCACCGCACCAUCCAAUAACCCGUACCGGCCUUCCAGCGCACCAUCCAAUGACCCGUACCGUCCCCCCAGUGCACCUAUUGCCGAGGAGCAGCACAUACCACAGAGCAAGCCGUCUGAAGACGAGGCGUACCAGCCGACCCAGACCGUGGUCGGCGGCCGGGACGCGGCCCCCGGCGAGUGGUGCUGGCACGUGGCGCUCGUCAACUCGCUGAACCAGUACCUGUGCGGCGGCGCGCUGAUCGGCACCCAGUGGGUGCUCACCGCCGCCCACUGCAUCACCAACAUCGUCCGUUCGGGUGACGCCAUCUACGUGCGCGUGGGUGACCACGACCUGACCUCGAAGCAGGGCUCGCCGGGCGCGCAGACGCUGCGUGUCUCCACCACCUACAUACACCACAACCACAACACGCAGACUCUCGACAACGACAUCGCCCUUCUCAAGCUGCACGGCGAGGUGGACCUGACGGAGGGAGUUUGCCUGGUGUGCCUCCCGGUCAGAGGGGUUGAACAGCAGGCGGGCAGCCGCUGCACCGUCUCUGGAUACGGAUAUAUGGGUGAAGAGGGCGCCAUCCCCCUGCGCGUGCGCGCCGCCGAGCUGCCGAUCGUCGCCGACGCAGACUGUGUCGGACGGAUCAACUCUGUGACGGAGAAGGUGUUCAUCCUGCCGUCCUCCAGCUUCUGCGCCGGCGGCGAGCUGGGUCACGACGCCUGCCAGGGCGACGGCGGGGGUCCGCUGGUUUGCCCCGUUGACGGCUACUACGAGCUGUCCGGCAUCGUCAGUUGGGGCUUCGGCUGCGGCCGCGAGAACGUCCCUGGCGUAUACGUCAAGGUGGCCUCCUUCAUCGGCUGGAUCAACCAGAUCAUCAGCGUGAACAGCGUGCGGUAGUCAGCGCUCGCGGCGCUGUGCCGACCGUGGUGGAGCCGGACGCCGCCACUGAGAGGCGCGCGCGAUGACAUGUGACGUCAGAAGUUCGUCGGUCGUGACAACGCAGUCAGCUGGCCAUGAGGGGAAGUGGUCUCCACGGGGCGGCGGAGUGCGAACGUUCAUAACCUAGAGGCAUUUGUUGUGAAGCGGUCUCACUUGUUGGUGGUGCACGGCUAUCUGGCACGAGAGAGGCGACAAUGACACUUUGCACAGCCUUACUGCACGGCGGACACGAGCAGAAGUUUUAACUCCUCUUUCCAGUGGUCCAUCGAUGUGUACUCAUCAAACAGUUGACGUCGUUUUGGUGCAUUUACUUAUCCUUGUUUGAGUUGUGGAUGUAAAACAUGUUUUAAAUGUUCGACGCCGCAAGCAAAGGUUGCAGCGGGUGUAAAUGCUCAAUAUCCAUAUCAAAGCCAGUAUAGUUUGGCCUAUUGUGGCUGCACUGAUGAAUGUAAGCUCUAUUGAGGUUGCUAAGGGAGUUUUAUUUAGAUCUGGCCUAUGGGUGUUCUGUCAGCUAUAUGUGUUAGUCCAUAUCGCAGGCGCAUCAGCUGUUUUGAGUGGUGAUCUGCAUUGUUGUUAGUUUUCCGCAUUUCUGGCGUACUGCGUUAUUUAUUUUGUCACCAAAACAACGUUGCGUGUUACGGAGAGGUUGCUUCAAGUUUUUGGUGGACACCC